ACGCGUCCCCACAGAGGGGAAGUCUAUAAAGGCCUGCGGACGACGCGACGCAGCCAUUUCUUCCGAUGUAGGUCUGUCCGGAGCUCGCGCCUUCCCUGCCCCCCCGCAGCUCCGCGGCCGCCAUGGCGCAUUAGAGGCAGCAGUGCCUGCGGCAGCGUUGGCCUUUGCAGCGGCAGCAGCAGCACCAGGCUCUGCAGCGGCACCCCCCAGCGGCUUAAGCCAUGGCGCUUUACACGGCAUCCGGCAGCAGCGUUGCUGUAAGCGACAGAGACACCUUCGAAUUACACACAUUCCUCGAUUCCAGCAAAGCCCCGAGACAUGACCGAGAUGAGCUUCCUGAGCAGCGAGGUGUUGGCGGGGGACUUGAUGUCCCCCUUCGACCAGUCGGGUUUGGGGGCUGAAGAAAGUCUAGGUCUCUUAGAUGACUACCUGGAGGUGGCCAAGCACUUCAGACCUCAUGGGUUCUCCAGCGACAAGGCGAAGGCGGGCUCCUCCGAAUGGCUGGCUGUGGAUGGGUUGGUCAGUGCCCCAGACAACGGCAAGGAGGAUGCCUUCUCUGGGACAGAUUGGAUGUUGGAGAAAAUGGAUCUGAAGGAGUUCGACUUUGAUGCCCUGUUGAGUUUAGAUGACCUGGAAACCAUGCCAGAUGAGCUUUUGGCCACGUUGGAUGACACGUGUGACCUCUUUGCCCCCCUAGUCCAGGAGACUAACAAGGAGCCCUCCCAGACAGUGAACCCAAUUGGCCAUCUCCCAGAAAGUUUAAAAGCUGACCAGGUUGCCCCGUUCACCUUCCUGCAGCCUCUUCCCCUCUCCUCAGGGGUCCUGUCCUCCACUCCAGAUCAUUCCUUUAGUUUAGAGCUAGGCAGUGAAGUGGACAUCUCUGAAGGAGAUAGGAAGCCAGACUCUGCUAUAUAUGGCACUAUAAUCCCUCAGUGUAUAAAGGAGGAAGAUGCCCCCUCGGAUAAUGACAGUGGCAUCUGUAUGAGCCCAGAGUCCUAUCUGGGCUCUCCCCAGCACAGCCCCUCCACUUCCAGGGCUUCUCCAAAUAGCUUACCAACUCCAGGUGUCCAUAGUGGCUCUGCCCGCCCAAAACCAUACGACCCUCCUAGCGAGAAAGUGGUAACAGCAAAAAUAAAGGGUGAAAAACUGGAUAAGAAGCUGAAAAAAAUGGAGCAAAACAAGACAGCAGCCACCAGGUACCGCCAGAAGAAGAGGGCAGAGCAGGAAGCCCUCACCGGAGAGUGCAAAGAGCUAGAAAAGAAGAACGAGGCUCUGAAGGAGAAGGCAGACUCCUUGGCCAAGGAGAUUCAGUAUCUGAAAGAUCUAAUAGAAGAGGUCCGCAAGGCAAGGGGGAAGAAGAGGGUGGUCCCCUAGUCACGGUAGUCAGGAGUGGGGUUUGUACAUAGGAGUCUCAUGCUGAAGUUGUAUUGUAAUAAAUAAUUUUAUAGUGAAAGUA
Messenger RNA from Tupaia belangeri chinensis (Chinese tree shrew), 1456 nucleotides. It is a transcript of the gene ATF4, whose product is annotated as activating transcription factor 4. Gene Ontology annotation, molecular function: DNA-binding transcription activator activity, RNA polymerase II-specific; RNA polymerase II transcription regulatory region sequence-specific DNA binding. NCBI's taxonomy places the organism in Eukaryota, Metazoa, Chordata, Mammalia, Scandentia, Tupaiidae. The record is from RefSeq and is a predicted model, not a curated record. The transcript has 3 exons. The coding region runs from base 319 to 1374 and encodes 351 amino acids. Gene Ontology annotation, cellular component: ATF1-ATF4 transcription factor complex; nucleus; ATF4-CREB1 transcription factor complex. Gene Ontology annotation, biological process: regulation of transcription by RNA polymerase II.